AUGGAACAUGAUCCAUAUUCAUUAAUAAAAUAUAUUAAUGUCAUUAAUGCGAACAAUGAUGGUUAUGGUGAUCCAACGAUUAAUGCUUUCGUUGAAAUGGGAUUAUUAGAAACAAAUGAAAUACUUUUCUGUAGAAUUGGUAUUACAGAAUAUGAAUGUCAUAUUGAGAAAAAUGAAAAGGAUCAAUAUGUUUUAUGUUAUCAAGACAAAAUAAAAGAAGGAAAUGUUAUGAAAUUUAUUCAUAAAUUAUCUAAAUUAAUCAAAAUUAGAAUACGACGUAUGGAAAUUGCAUUAGGUCGCAUCCGUCGUGCUAGUAACAAUCAAACAUUGUAUAUGUUAUCUUUUGAUUUCGAAAAAAAAUUUGAAGAUCGACUAACGCGGAUGCUUUUAUAUAGUGAAUUUGGCAUAUGGAAAAUCCACAGAGCAUAUAAUUAUGACAGUAAAGAAAAAAGAUUUAUAUGUAAAUCAAAUAUGAAAUAUGAUGAUAUAUUAAAAAUAAUCAAUAACAAUGAUAUAAAUCAUAAUGAUAUUGAUAAUGAUAUAUACAAAGAAAAACAACAAUUGUACAGUUUAUUAAAACAUGAUGCUAUUGAAAUUAUUUACCAACCAAUAACAGAUGAUGAUAUUAUUAAAUUAGAUAAAGGUGGUGAUGAUAUAUGCCAGGGUUCAGAAAUUAAAUCUAAUAUAAAUUCAAUUAAAAAUUUAUGUGUUGAUUCGGAUAAUAUUAUUGAAUUGACUUAUGAUGCUGAAUUAUUUAAAAUAAAAGGAAAUCCUUGUUGUCACAUUUACAAUUUGGACUGUACAGCAUUAUCUAGUUAUGUUUAUGAUGACUUUUUAUCAUCAUCUGAAUCGUCGUCUGAAUCAUCGUUAGAAUCAUCAAUUCAAUCUUCAUCAUCGGAUGAACCGACCAAUGCAAAAUCACUUACAGAAUUGUAUGAACGAUCAUGUAAUCCAGUACAUGUUAAUGUUUCAUCAUUAAAAUCAUUGUUUAAUAGACAUAAACCAAACAAAGUGCCAAUAUUUAAAUAUGGUGCAGCUACAAAUUUAACCAUGGGUUUUAUUAAAGAAAUUGAUACGGAAACAACAUUGGAUAAUACUUAUUAUAGAAAAGUAAUUGAAGUUGAAUGGAUUAAUGGAACUGAAUUUGCAAGAGGUGGUGAUUCUGGAUCAUUAUAUUUUGUUCAUGAUUCAACAACAAAUGCAUUUGUUCCUGUGGCAAUGCAUGUAGGAUCAAAAGAAAAAAGAUCAUUUGGCAUUUUAUUAACAUAUAUAUUUGAAGAAUUAGCUGAAAAACGCCAUCAAUUUUUAUUGUGUGAUUCAAUUGAUUGCCAAAAAGGAAAUUAA
Messenger RNA from Rotaria socialis, 1344 nucleotides. The record is from the annotation of a GenBank genome assembly. Lineage: Eukaryota; Metazoa; Rotifera; Eurotatoria; Philodinida; Philodinidae.